AUGACUUCCGGCUCGGCGAAGAGGGCCAGGAUGGAGGAGACGAGCUUGGCCGCACCCGUCCAGGCGACCCCGACGAUCGACAUUCCUUCGGAUGCCGAGCCAGCGGCCCCCCGGGCUCUCCCAGGGAGCCCACCGACUGGGGUCCCUAUUCCGGAGGUCCGCCCCGUGGAGGCGCCCGCCGCGGGGAGGAGGAGAAAAUCGGUGGCCCGUAGGCCGAGCAGCCACCGAGCCACUGCAGACGAGUCCAUCUACUCCGAGGGGGGAUCGGAGAACCCCUUCAACGACAAGGCUCUAAUCCGUCGGCUGCUCGAUGGUUGCAUCCUGUCCGAUGUCGUGGAGAGGAUCGACCGUGCCGAUCCCGAGCAGCGGGCCUGGGACACCUUGGGGUCCUUUCUUGAGAUCGGGCACCAGCUCUUCGCCUAUGUCGAGGCGUCGGGCCGCAUGAGAAGGGAUCUCCUCCGGGCGGAGGAGCGCUGCCAAGACGAGGUUGCUCGUCUUCAAGCGAAGACGGCCGAGGUGGCCGCCCUCCGGGAGGCCCUGGAGAGAGAGAGACAAGACCGGGAAGAGGAAAGGCGAGCCCAGGAGGAGGAGAGGCGAAGCUUGGAGGAGUCGGCAAGGAAGGCGGAAGCCGAGGUCGCCCAUCUGACCGAGCAAACUCCGGUUCUGGUCUCGGAGGCCAGGACCCUUGCAGAUAUGCUGCAAAAGAAGGAGGAACUAGAGAAAAUGGUGGAGACCCUGAGGCAGUCCUGGUCGGGGGAUGGAGGUGAUCACCCUAUGUUAGAGGGAGCAGGACCUCCUUAG
Elaeis guineensis (African oil palm) is the source of this 801-nucleotide messenger RNA. The record is from RefSeq and is a predicted model, not a curated record. Lineage: Eukaryota; Viridiplantae; Streptophyta; Magnoliopsida; Arecales; Arecaceae.